UUGAGACGAACAGAGACAGAGAAACAUGGCAGAAGAAGCUCCAGCAGCUGCACCGGCUAAAGCUCCGGCCAAAGCCCCGAAGAAGAAGGCGGUCCGGUCCAAGACGGACGGACCCAGCCUCCCGAAGCUGAUCGUCGCCGCUGUGGCCGAGUCCAAGGAGCGGAAGGGGAUCUCACUGGCUGCGAUCAAGAAGGUGCUGGCGACGAAAAAGGUGGAUGUGGCGAAGUCCAACAAACGCAUCAACACCGCCGUCACCAAGAUGGUCACCAAUGGGGUUCUGAUCCAGACUAAGGGCACUGGAGCCUCCGGUUCCUUCAAGCUCGCCAAGAAAGAGCCCAAGGUCUCCAAACCGGCCAAGAAGGUGAUCAAGAAGAAGGCUCCCGUCAAAGCCAAGAAACCCGCCGCCGCCAAAGCUAAGAAACCUGCCGCGACCAAGAAGGCAGCAGCUAAGAAGACAGCGGUCAAGAAGUCCCCGAAGAAGGUAGCGGCCAAGAAAGUCGUCAAGAAGACGCCGAAGAAGAGCCCCAAGAAGCCUGCCGCUAAGAAGCCCAAAGCUGCAGCCAAGAAGCCCGCAGCCAAGAAAAGUGCAGUCAAGAAGCCUGCAGCUAAGAAAGCUGCAAAGAAGUGAAGUUGCUUCAUCUCCACUCACUCAUCAGCAAAGGCUCUUUUCAGAGCCACCACAGUCUCCACUAAAGAGCUGCUGCCUGACUCAUCACUACUUCACCACUCAACAUCGCUGCUCACAAGGUCUCCUGCUUUACUUGGACUUGGCGGGCUUCUCGGUCUUCUUGGGCAGCAGCACAGCCUGGAUGUUGGGCAGCACGCCGCCCUGAGCGAUCGUCACUCCGCCCAGCAGCUUGUUGAGCUCCUCGUCGUUGCGGACAGCCAGCUGCAGGUGACGGGGGAUGAUGCGGGUCUUCUUGUUGUCUCUGGCGGCGUUUCCAGCCAGCUCCAGGAUCUCAGCGGUCAGGUACUCCAGCACAGCCGCCAGGUAGACGGGAGCGCCGGCACCCACACGCUCCGCAUAAUGGCCCUUCCUCAGCAGUCUGUGGACACGACCCACCGGGAACUGAAGUCCUGCCCGGGAGGAGCGGGUCUUUGCCUUAGCUCUGGCUUUGCCGCCGGUCUUUCCACGUCCAGACAUGUUUCAGAGCAAAAACUUCUGAAUAGGAGCAGAAACUAGAAUAACGUCAACCGCCCGAACCACAGCCUUAUAUAGCAACACAGCUGCUCACUGAUUGGUCAGAAUGAGAGGGAAGUGUGAUCGUCCAAUCAGAGGAGAGUUAUUGUAGCUCUAAGAGCCGCUUCAUUCAGGCCAACACAUCACUAAUGUCCAGUUUAAAAUAAAACGGUUUAACUAGUU
Amphiprion ocellaris (clown anemonefish) is the source of this 1363-nucleotide messenger RNA. Its product is annotated as histone H1-like. The transcript is spliced from 2 exons. NCBI's taxonomy places the organism in Eukaryota, Metazoa, Chordata, Actinopteri, Pomacentridae. Gene Ontology annotation, biological process: nucleosome assembly. Gene Ontology annotation, cellular component: nucleosome. Gene Ontology annotation, molecular function: structural constituent of chromatin; DNA binding. The coding region runs from base 26 to 628 and encodes 200 amino acids. The record is from RefSeq and is a predicted model, not a curated record.